Molecule: messenger RNA, 1217 nt
Organism: Tauraco erythrolophus (red-crested turaco)
Lineage: Eukaryota; Metazoa; Chordata; Aves; Musophagiformes; Musophagidae
Source: RefSeq, a predicted model, not a curated record
GCUACCAGGUGACAGGCGUCUUUAUGAAGAACUGGGACCCUCUGGAUGAACAAGGAGCUUGCUCUGUUGACAAAGACUGUGAAGAUGCUUACCGGGUUUGUCAGAAGCUUGAUAUUCCUUUUCACCAGGUUUCCUACGUCAAAGAAUACUGGAAUGAAGUAUUCAGUGAACUCUUAAAAGAGUAUGAAUUGGGAAGGACUCCUAAUCCUGAUAUUGUGUGUAACAAGCACAUCAAAUUCAACUACUUUCUUCAUUAUGCUAUGGAUAACCUUGGAGCAGAUGCCAUUGCUACUGGGCAUUAUGCUAGGACCUCACUGGAGGAUGCGGAAGUGUUUCAACAGAAAUACACUAAAGGACCACAAAGGCUUUUCAGAAACCGUUUUGAAGUUAGAAAUACUGUGAAACUCCUUCAAGGGGCUGACCUCUUUAAGGACCAGACCUUCUUUCUAAGCCAGAUCUCACAAGAUGCUUUGAGGAAAACCAUUUUCCCUUUGGGGGAUUUAACAAAAAGUUUUGUAAAGAAGAUAGCAGCGGAACAUGGCCUUCAUCACGUGCUAAAGAAAAAAGAGGCAUGUACCAUGUUUCCUUUUCAGAGUAUGGGAGUCUGUUUCAUUGGUGAAAGAAACUUUGAAAAAUUCCUUCUUGAGUAUAUAGAACCUCAACCAGGUAACUUUGUUUCCAUUGAAGAUAAGAAGGUGAUGGGAAAACACAAAGGUUGGUUCCUCUACACAAUAGGCCAGAGGGCUAGACUAGCAGGCCUGAGGGAUGCUUGGUUCGUUGUAGACAAAGAUGUCAGCACUGGAGAUGUCUUCGUGGCACCAUCAACAGAUCACCCUGCUCUGUACAGAGACCUGUUGCGGACAAACCGAGUGCACUGGAUAGCAGAGGAACCUCCUGCAGAGCUCGUUAGAGAGAAGAUGAUGGAAUGUAAUUUCAGGUUUCGGCACCAGAUGGCACUGGUGCCUUGUGUGCUGACUCUGAACCAAGAUGGGAGUGUGUGGGUGACACUAGUGAAGCCAGCAAGAGCUAUCACACCUGGGCAGUUUGCCGUGUUCUACAAGGGCGACGAGUGCUUGGGCAGUGGGAAGAUCCUAAGGAUGGGCCCAUCAGUGUAUACCAUGCAACAGGGCAAAAACCGUGAGGAGAGUCCAAAGAAGGAAGAGAUAGACAAGAUAGAACCAGCAACAUAACACAUGGCUUUGUUUAUUAAAGGACUU